Messenger RNA from Eutrema salsugineum, 846 nucleotides. Its product is annotated as 40S ribosomal protein S10-2. Gene Ontology annotation, cellular component: cytosolic small ribosomal subunit. The record is from RefSeq and is a predicted model, not a curated record. NCBI's taxonomy places the organism in Eukaryota, Viridiplantae, Streptophyta, Magnoliopsida, Brassicales, Brassicaceae. Bases 111 to 647 code for a protein of 178 amino acids. Gene Ontology annotation, molecular function: structural constituent of ribosome; RNA binding. The transcript is spliced from 5 exons.
UGGCGGCUUCUGUUGAAAUUAGGGUUUCGCGUUAGGAGAAGGAGAGAAAGCCGUCACAUACAAACGCAGACGCCUUCUCUGUCGCCUUCUCUAUCAAUCUCAUCGCAAUCAUGAUCAUAUCAGAGAAGAAUCGCCGCGAGAUCUCCAAGUACCUCUUCAAAGAGGGUGUUCUGUUUGCGAAGAAGGAUUUCAAUUUAGCGCAACAUCCAUUGAUCGAGGGUGUUCCGAAUCUGCAAGUCAUCAAGCUGAUGCAGAGCUUCAAAUCAAAGGAAUACGUGCGAGAGACAUUUGCUUGGAUGCAUUACUACUGGUUCCUCACAAACGAAGGCAUUGACUUUCUCAGGACUUACCUCAAUCUCCCAUCUGAGAUUGUUCCCGCCACUUUGAAGAAGCAGCAGAAACCUCUUGGCCGACCUUUUGGAGGCCCACCUGGUGACCGUCCACGUGGCCCACCUCGUUUUGAGGGAGAGAGGAAGUUUGGUGACAGAGAGGGAUAUCGUGGAGGUCCGAGAUCAGGUGGAGAGUUUGGUGACAAGAGUGGAGCUCCUGCUGAUUACCAGCCUUCUUUCAGGGGACCUGGAGCUAGGCCUGGGUUUGGCCGUGGAGCUGGUGGUGCUGGUCCAGCUGCUGGAUCUGAUCUUCCUUGAAUAGUACCUUUGAUUUUGUUUCCUUUUGGUCUGAUUCAAGGUUAAAUAGUACCUUUGAUUUGAGAAGUCAAAUGUCUUUCUGAACUCUGUUUCUCUCCUCAAUAUGAUUGUUUUUUACGUUAGAAUUAUAUGAAGGAUGUUAGAUCGUUACAAGAAUUUUUCACAUUCUCUGCCGGGCAUUUAUCGGUUAAAAGUUUUU